CUAAAAUUAGGUGAAUUUGAACAAUUUAGAAAGAUUCCACGGCCAAAAGUGAAAGUUGAGCUAUUGGAAAUUUGUGUAAAGAAGAACACGCAAUUAGUGCAACUUGAAGCAACCUCCUUCCAAGCUUCAAAAGUAAACUCUAUUCUACAAAACGGGACCUACAAAACUGUUACAUGAAUGGCGAAAGGUCAUUUCCUAUCACUGCCAUGCUAGAUGUGUAAUUAUGUUUUUCGUUUAUGCUAAGAUUCAUUGAAAAGGAAUUGUGUGUCACACGUAACAAGAAAAGGAGGUCAUUGAUUGGUUUUCUGUAGCUUCAAUCAAUUGACAAUCGAAAAUGAGUGUUUCCCGACUUUUACCAUUUAACCUGACAACAUCGCAAAAAGUAAUUGUAGUGUCUGUAACAGCGGGAGUUGCUGUACUGGGGGUGAUUGCUAGUUAUUUAGGACGGCGUCGUACUCCCAAACCCCAGCAGCGGCGACUUCGUAAACCAGUCAAUAGGAAAACAAGGAACAGUGUGCGAAGUCCGAAUGACAUAAUUUCGCUGGCAGGAUCGAAAGCAUCUGGUCGUUCGUAUAGUCCUGGUGGAUCUAUUCAUGGCAUCUCUGAUCGAAUGUCCCUCGCAUCCGGUUCACUUGCAGGAGGUGGUACUGGAAUUGGCGCUGGCCCAGUUAUAGGGGGAACAACGCCAUUAACACCGCAGCAGCUCGGUGUGAUGGGAAUGGAAGCGCUGGAGACUGUUAUCAGCUACUGGGAGGAUGCACUGCUGGGCAGAAACGACGUCGAUAUUCCAAGCAGGAUCACGGCAGAUCAGGAGGAAUUUUGCCGCGAGCUGCAAAAUCUUCUCGAUGCAGCUUACAACCUGCAAGAGCAGGGUGAGCUGCUGUUCUUGGACGAGCGAUCGGUGUUGUUUCGGGACGAUGAUAAUAAGGUGGUGCAAGCGGGCACACUAUCCAACGGUCACCGAUCUGGUUCGGAUCCAAACUUUGAUUCGGCGGAGAGCUUUGCAUCUGCUUUAGAUCAGGUGGCUGACCUGCGAGAAUUUGAAGACGAGAUAUUCUCAGAUGUAGAGAAUUUCCCACUUUACCAAAGUGCGUUAGAACUGCUGGAUGAUCAACCCAUUCCUUGUCGUACGGUACGAACCGAUAUGGUCGGAUGCAACUCCGAUGCGGAAUAUUUCGCUAAAUUACACUGCAUUCGACUGGCCUUCCAAUUGUUAUUUAAGGACCCAAAACACAGUCAAUGGGUGGCGGACACUGGUCGGCAGGUACUGACCGAUUUGCUUUGCCUUGGAGACAAAGAUCCGAAAGACUUCCUGGUGGCGUACGAAUCGAUGCUGGAGUUUCUGCAGAACAUGGAUAAUUGGCCGGAUGUCGAGCGUGAGCUCGAGUCUCGCAACGUAAAGGCCAUGACUUUCUACGACGUAGUACUCGACUUCAUUAUUCUGGAUGCAUUUAGAGAUCUCGACUCACCACCAAACAGCGUCCUCGCUGUCAUUAACAAUCGGUUCCUCUCGAAUAGUUUCAAGGAGACCGCCUUGACGACGGCCGUUUGGUCAGUGUUGAAGGCAAAGAAACGUUUGCUCAAGUUUCCCAAUGGAUUUAUGUCACAUUUCUAUUGCAUAACGGAGCAGUUGUCUCCGCUGAUGGUGUGGGGUUUCUUCGGGCCAGACGAGAACCUCAAAGAAGUGUGUAAAUAUUUUAAGGAGCAGAUGGUCAGCUUUUUGGUAGACAUUUACAAUUUCCAAAAGUGUCGUUACACCACGGUGGAAGAGCUCGCCGAGGAUAUAUUGUUGAAUAUGAGGAUGAGAGUAAGCAAUAUAGGUGUUAAAUUCAAUCAAUAAUGCUACUAAAAUUUAAAGGUUAUAGUUUCUACUACAUCGUUGGUUAUUGGCAUCCGGUUAUUUUGUUUGUUCCGAUUUUAGAAUAGUCUGGCCAUUGUGCUUUUAAAUUUAUUACCGAAUAUAGCGAUUUAGGUUAAUUAGUCCUAGCAACAUAUCGCACAUCGAUUGGUUCCCGCAUGCAACAGAAACCGAAACUAAAACUUUGGUCGUAAUAACUAUUGUUAGUGUACUGU
Molecule: messenger RNA, 2073 nt
Organism: Sabethes cyaneus
Lineage: Eukaryota; Metazoa; Arthropoda; Insecta; Diptera; Culicidae
Gene: Miga
Product: mitoguardin
Exons: 5
Coding region: 335-1840 (501 amino acids)
Biological process (GO): mitochondrial fusion
Source: RefSeq, a predicted model, not a curated record